UCCCUUUUCUCUGCUUACUGUCCAUCUCUCCUCUCUUUAUCCUUUAUUUCUGUCUUAUGCAUAGUCUGUAUGAUUGAUUACCUGAUGAUGCUGUGAUCCUUUAGAGAGAGAGGAAGUGUAGUGGAGACUUUUACAGAAGAGAGAUGGGAAAAGAUCAGUUGCAGAGUGCAGGAGUUGUAAAGGACUGAAAGAAACAAAGAAUUGGCCGGGGGAGGAGAAAUGGAGGACUGGGGGAAUGGAGUGACUGAGAACAUACCGAAAAAAAGAGAGCGAGAAAGAGCAGGAAGACCGAAAGAGGGUGGAGGACAUAACCAAGGCGAAGACAAUCAUUUUCAUUUGAGGAAUCAGGAAAUGGAAGAUAUCCUAAUUUAAAAAAAAGACUUAAUGUUUUUUUAAUGUACAACUUCCAAGUACAAGGUUAACUCAAAUAAGAAAUAAUUGGAAUAGGAAUAAUUCAAAAUUAAUAAAAUCUCACCGGUGCUCUGAAGCACAAGGUGAUCGAGAGGCAGAUAGGGUUGUUAAACACAGUAUGCUGUAAGGAGCAGCUGAAAACUUGAGUGUGUGUGUGUGCGUGCAUGCCUGCGUGUGUGUCUGUGUGCGCAUGUGAAGAAAGCGUAGUGCAGUGUAGUCUUAUAGGGAAAUAGCACAUUAUUUCCUGCAGCCGUGCAACAACUGUGCUUGGUAGAAGCAGUGGAGCAGCAGAACGCUGCACACAUUGUCAGAGGGCAGUGGCUAUCGUAGGUAACGGCCCAGUCUCUCAGUGCAUUCACGCCGCACAGGACACAGCAGUGGAAGGUUUCACUUGGAGCCAGACAUAGCCCCUGGUGGUGAGACGAUGACAUCGCAUGGGAAACUGAAGAGGGAGAAAGGGAGUCUGGCAGAGUAUGAAACCCAGAUUAAAGAGGUACGCAAUCAGCUCUCGGAGCAGCUGAAGGUUCUGGAUGCGCAGCUGGAGCAGAAAACACAGCAGCUGCAGGACAUGAGUGACUACCUGCGCAGACGUGGGGAGAUCGAGGGGGAAUACGCUCGAGCGCUUGACAAACUGACCGAGCGCUUCACCAAGGUCAAAAGGAAGGAGCAGAGUGAGCUGUCUGUGGCUCAGUGCUGGUCAGUUCUGCUGGCCCAGACUCGGCAGGACAGCCGGGACCACGGAGCCAUGAGCGAGUACUGCAGCAACAACCUGACACAGCGGCUCUCUCACUGCACGGAGGACACGUACCGGCUGGCCAAACGCAGUAAGGAAGUUGGGCUUCAGAUACAGGAUGAGCUUCUCAAGGUCACCUCAGAGCUACAGCUGGCCCUGAAGACCUACCACCAGUACCAUACUGACUACCUCUCUGCAGAGGGCAAGCUCAAGGAAGCCAUGCGAUUGGAGGAACGGAAGACUGGCAAAGCCACUGACCUGGGAGUCAUCAGCCAAUCAGGAGGGCAGAGACGGAGCUCAGUCAAGAAAAUGGACAGGUUGAUGGAAAAGAGACUGGGGAAAGUCCAGGAGAUGCAGUUGAAGUGCACUAAAGCUCGGAAUGACUACCUGCUGAGCUUGGCUGCUGCCAACGCCUCCAUGAACAAAUACUACUUGCAGGACAUCUGCACCAUCAUUGAUUGUACGGACCUGGGCUACCAUCUCUCGUUGUCGCGGGUGAUGCACGGCUUUUUGUCCAGCCGCCACCGGAUCCAGGAGAACCUAAAGAAUGGACUGCAGCAGCUGGAGGGUGCUAUUACCGGGUUGGACCAGAACCAAGACCGGGACGCUCUGCUGCAGGCGCACAAUGCAACAUUCUGCCUGCCCUUCCGAUUUCAGUACCAGCCUCACGAGGGAGACGAGGUGUGUGAGGUUAGUGCGGAAUGCCAGGUGAGAUACGAGCUGGACACUCGAUUCCAGCAGUUGCAGUCCAGACUGGCAGCCAUCACUCUGGAGACCGAGGAGGUCAGUAAAACCCUGCGAGCCACUCAUGCUGCCCUCCUGGAGAACAUCUCUGAUGAUGACUGCAACCUCCCCCCUGACAACACCGUAGGCCAACCACAGGAGGGUGACGCCCCCAGCAGCAAGCUGAGCAUGCUCAAACGGCGGGCCAAUCAGCAGGAGACAGAAGGCUACUACUUCACUAAAGUGAAGGAGCAGCUCAGCGGCAGCUCUCUCAUGUCUAAGCUGCAGGCCAAACACGACCUGCUGAAGGAGGCCAUACACAAAGCUGAAGCAAUUGACAGUGAUCCCUCCAGAACACACUCCAGCAGGUCGGUGCGUGUGCGGAAGUCUCGGCCCUGCUCCCAGUACCACCACAAACUCUUCACUGGAGACAUGCUCUCCUUCAUCCAGAGCUCUGGCCAGCCCAUCCCCCUGGUGGUGGAAAACUGCAUCCGCUUCAUCAACCUUCAUGGUCUUCACCAUGAGGGGAUAUUCAGAGUGCCGGGAUCUCAAAGUGUGGUCGCCCACAUCAGAGAUGCCUUUGAGAGAGGGGAGGAUCCCCUAACGGACAGUGAUUGUGACAUUGACUCGGUGGCUGGCGUGCUGAAGCUCUACUUCAGAGGCCUGGAGAAACCGCUUUUCCCUGAGGAGAGCUUCAGCCAGCUCAUGGAAUGCGUCCAGAUCGAGAGCGAGACGGAGAGAGCAACGCACAUAAAGUCAGUCAUCUCCUCCUUCCCCCAGCCCAUCGUCAUCGUUAUGCGAUACCUCUUUGCCUUCCUCCACCACGUGUCCCAGUACAGUGAUGAGAACAUGAUGCAGCCGUAUAACCUGGCGGUUUGCUUCGGGCCCAGCCUGCUGAGGGGGGCGGAGACUGGCGAUGCCGUCACUCUACAGCCCCAGAUCAAUGCUCUCGUCAAGACCAUGAUCCUCCAGCAUGAGGUCAUCUUCCCUGGCCCACUCGAGCUGCAGGGGCCCGUAUAUGAGAAAUGCAUGACGCUGGAACAGGAGUACUGUGAGCCAAUCACGGAGGAGGGGGAGGGAGAGUCUGAACACCCGCACAGCGAAGACAUAGAUUGCGAUGCGGUGGCCAUGUUUGAUUACGUCGCCCGCUCGACAGCAGAGCUGUCAUUCAAGCAAGGUGACCACCUACUGCUGCACUGCAAGGCGUCUCCCGAUUGGUGGAAAGGUGAAGUGGGUGGAGUCAAAGGGCUCAUCCCUCACAAGUACAUCAGUGUAUCUGAUGGGGGGGGUCACCAGCCAGAACGAGGAAGGAGAGAGGACAGCCGAGGCGGCAGCACAGGGAAUCUGAGUGAGGAGAAGCAGCUGGCUGAACAAGGCACCCGGCUGCGGGUGAACAGUGACAGUGCAUCUCUCCCCAGCAGACAGAAAGGGGGCGGUAGCUGCAGCCCUGUGCGCAAACUGCCCCAGCACCUGCCCGAGGGCCGGCUCAUUCUGCCCCACUCGCCCGGCCUGGGCCGCCAGCACGCAGGACUCCAGGAGAGGAGGAACACUCUGGAGAGUGUGAGACAGAUGGGCCAACCGGACAGACAGACGGUUCAGGUUGACAAGGAGGUUAGCCGGCAGAUGAACUCUGUCUUUAAGGAGCUUCUCGCUCGGCAGCCCCCCCCCGACACCGCCACCCCUGCCCCUGCAGUGGCAUCUUCCCCGCCGCCUUCCGCGCCCCGCUCCUCCCAGAAAAAGGGCGGGUUUGGCCUCAGGGGGAGGGACCUGUUCAAGCCGGCCAAACCGCAGGACUGACCGGGGCAGGGAGAGACGAAGAAGAGGAGGGGAAGACUGGAUAACGGAGGAAGAGUUCUUUAAACAGGGAAUUAACAAUGACCAGUCACUGGUAUUUCUGAGCUGUAGGGCUGUAAAAAAAAGCAGAUUUUAUUUUAUCUCUUCUUCCAGACUUUUUCAAGAGUUGUAGUGUCUCCUUGUUUUAUAUUUCACUCCAUGAUCUGUACAAUGCAGUGCCAGUCAGUGCAGUCUCCACCAUCGUGAUACACUCGCACUAGGAUGUGUCUCCAUAGAGACCAGCUCCCGUCAAAGAUUUAUCAAUGAGAGGUAGAGGUAGCCCUUUUAUGAGAAGGUAUCCUCUGUGAUUGUAUAUAUAGAAGAGAAGGGAGGGGUGAAAGAUAUUUCCUCAUUGUUUUAACAGAGGUGGUGUCUGCCAUCUUUUCCUUCUCAGUGUUUUAAAACUCAAAAUGUCAGGAGUUACUAAGAGCAGAAGGCAACUGAAUUCCCAAGGACUGGAACCAACCUAUCCAUGACUUACAGGCCUGUUUCCAUGGAAUGGUGUAACAAUAACUGUAAUUAUAACUAAACUAGAAAUCACUUGCUGUUGUUCAAACCGGCUUUAUCGAUGUGCAUAGCUGUGAGCCAACACACACAUGCUUCUAUGGGCAGAGGCAGUGCACAGCAGUGAUUUCAUUUUGUCAUUAGAAAUGUGUUUUGAAAAUGACUGAAUUCUUUUUGUUUUUUAUUAUUAUUGCAAUCAUUGUACCGUACGCACCUUUAUUAAUGUGAAUGGGAGUGGUUUUUAUAAUCUAGUUAUUGUUACAAUUAUGGUUCCAGGUUGGACCGUGCUGUAGCAUUCUCACCAUGUGACUGUAAUGUGGAGGGAAUGCUGGGAAACAGUGAAAAGUCGUGAAGCUGCUCCACUAUGAUGUAGACAGCUGAUAGUGUGUUUUUUUUCUUUAUCCUGGAUAUUGCUUUCAUUGUAAAUUGAAAUCAUGCGUGACAUUUAAGUGAUUUAACUGAUGAUUUGUGUUAUAUGUGCAGUGCUUCAUAUGGUGCCAAAAACGAAUCGGACCAGGUUCUGUGCAUGUUUAGGAACUUUCUCCCCCCAGUUUUGUGGACAUUUAAAGGAAAUGUGUGGUUUGCCUUUGUUCGCCAUGAGAAUUUGGGACUGGCCAAUAGGAACAAGGCAAAUUGGGUACAUUUCAGGGGCAGGUACCGAGCUCAUCUGUACCCUGUUGCAGGCUUAAUGUCUCCGGACUAACAGAGAGCACUUGAACUUUCCUAGGAUGGAUUCAAAUGUUUAUUACUGGCCAAGCACAAGGGGAACAUAGCCACCCUAUUGUUUUUGUUUGUUUUUUAAAUGAAUUUAUUUAGGGUACCUUAUAAACACCCUGCUGAAAACACCCUGUUAUUGGGUGCCCAAACACAGGAGUUUUUGUGCAAUCUGUUUUACUGCCAUUUCGUUCCUCAAAUACCUGUGAUAUUAGGGAGUUUGUGAAGUUUUUUUCAGAGGGAGGUGGCACAGGAAGGUGUAUUUGAGCCAAAAUGGAGGCGUUGCCAUGGGCCCUUUACGGGGCUUGGCCACUUUUUUUAACGGCAAACUCUUCAUCAUCCUUCCAUCUUCUUUCAUGUUGCCUCCUUUGUUCCAAAGUAAAUGUAAAUUCCCAGAGUGAGGUAGUCUUGACAAACAGUGACUCUGAUUGCAGAGAUUGGCCGUAUGGGAGCCCUGUAAAAGAAGAUGAUUUACACAGCUUGCUCUGUCUGUGUCAGUCCUCACUAUUAAAAUACCUUUUCAUUAGAUAUUCUGCCAAAAAAUGCUGUGUACUAUCCUGUUUGAGGUGUGUAAAAUAAUUUUAAGGUCGAAGAUGUGGGCAUCAUUAGGCAGUUAAUUUGUGCCACUUGCACACAUUAUGAAAAUGAAUAUAGUGUUCACUGUCGAUCAGUGACAAACACUGAACCACAUGAUGGACUGAGGGUCCUAAGACGGCUGCCAGUCCUCAACUUUACUGUGCUGGCCUCCAAAAAUUUUCCAUAUAGCUACUUAAGUGUUUAUUGGUUUAAUAGAAUGUUUUAUUUUGUUUUAUUAUAUUAUUAUACAUUUAUUAUAAUUCAGUUUACUCCCUGACUUUUUAAAAUUAAUCUGUGACUAUAGUGCAGUGCAAAUGAAAUUACAUUUAUUGUUAAAAAUGUAUUGUUCAGAGUAAAAUAAGGGUCACAGAGAAGCCAAAUGGCUCAAUUUCAUGUCAUUUCAUUCACAGGAACAGAGGGAAGAUUAGCCCUUUGUUUUGGGGCGAAAGGUUUUAUGGGAACACCUCAGAUUUGGUGUCACUUGCACAUCAGUGUUUAACUCCCUGGUGUGGUGGCGAGCAGAUUGACAAUGACACAUACACAUUCUCUGCACCCAUAUUCCUGCUGGGCUGGGCUAGGCUAAGCUAGGCUAGGGUAGUGUGCAUUCUCUGCACCUGUGUUCCUGCUGGGCUGGGCUAGGCUAAGCUAGGCUAGGGUAGUGUGCAUUCUCUGCACCCGUGUUCCUGCUGGGCUGGGCUAGGCUAGGCUAGGCUAGGCUAAGCUAGGCUAGGGUAGUGUGCAUUCGCUCCACACUAUAGCGUGCUCGGGCCACAGCGUUGCUGAGGGAUGCAGGGCCCAGAUCGAGGGUCGAGCAUAGCGCUCUGAGAGCAAGCGAGACAAAAGUGGGAAAUCUAUACACUGUGAAAACAAGAGUUGAGGGGAAGAUUCUACUUCCACAUUUUCUGAGCCACAACACACAAAUUGUUUCCUAACUUUGUGCACAACCCACAGCGAGAUUCACUAGCGUAUGUGCGAUCCAGCUCACGCACACUUUUUCUCUCCUCGUUCUGUGAUGUCUGUCACUCAAGUUAUUGUUGUUUAAGAAAUAUAAUGAUAAUAAAUGAUAUAGAUUCUGA
Molecule: messenger RNA, 6570 nt
Organism: Anguilla anguilla (European eel)
Lineage: Eukaryota; Metazoa; Chordata; Actinopteri; Anguilliformes; Anguillidae
Gene: arhgap4b
Product: Rho GTPase activating protein 4b
Exons: 24
Coding region: 836-3664 (942 amino acids)
Biological process (GO): negative regulation of cell migration; signal transduction
Cellular component (GO): cytoplasm
Molecular function (GO): protein binding
Source: RefSeq, a predicted model, not a curated record